AUGACGUCCUCGCUACCGGGAAACCGCGACCUGCCAGUCUCGCAGUUCAACCUAGGGACAUACUGGGGUCGCGUGCAGCACUCAGCAAACAUAUCAGAUCCGAGAACCCUCCUCACCUCAUCGACCGGCCUCGAAAAUGCAAAGAAACUCGUUACCGCGUACAAAACGGGCAAGAUCCCAGAGAUGACGCCUGAGCUGUGGAAUGCGAAGAAGAUCAUCGAUUCUACCAUACACCCAGGUACUACAACCGGCGCGUUCGCAUGA
Molecule: messenger RNA, 264 nt
Organism: Alternaria conjuncta
Lineage: Eukaryota; Fungi; Ascomycota; Dothideomycetes; Pleosporales; Pleosporaceae
Exons: 2
Coding region: 1-264 (87 amino acids)
Biological process (GO): monoatomic ion transport; mitochondrial transmembrane transport
Cellular component (GO): mitochondrial inner membrane
Molecular function (GO): monoatomic ion transmembrane transporter activity
Source: RefSeq, a predicted model, not a curated record